Thamnophis sirtalis is the source of this 5306-nucleotide messenger RNA. Lineage: Eukaryota; Metazoa; Chordata; Lepidosauria; Squamata; Natricidae. The record is from RefSeq and is a predicted model, not a curated record.
UUAAUAUACCUGUGCUCAAAUUAUCACUAUUAUUCUCAAAGUUACAGGGAUCUGGCAGCAAUUUCAGUUCCCAGAUCAAAAUGAAUCCCAAAAAAGGGUUUAAGAAGACAAACAUCUCUUUUAACAGCUAUGAACUUUGGCUCACUGUUCUAUUUAUAAUCUCUCUAUGUAUUUGUACUGUUUUAUUAACAUUUCUAUGGCUGAUCAACCAGACCACUGAACAAGGAGCAAAAUGCCACGAAGCAAAGGGAAUAUUUACAAUAAAAUCAGGAGCAUUGUUCACCCCUGAUUUGCAAAAUAAAUCAUCGGUAAACUUCAAAGUUCUUGCCUUUGAUGUUCAGCAAAUGGUAGAUGAUAUGUUACAUGCAAGUGAACUUCAAAAUGAAUAUAAGGAAAGUAAAGUUAUGCAAUUUAGAAAUGGUAGUGUAAUUGUAGUCUUCAAACUUUUCUUUGUACGGUGGGUGUCUGAAGUAAAGAUAAAGACUGCGUUGGUCUAUGGCAUCAAAGAGAAUAAAACUGAACUCUUACAGACUUUUAACAUUGAUGUGAACAGCAUAGAAAUAACAGAUUUGGGAAUAUCUACUACAAGCAGUCCUUUGACAACAUCUGGUUUGGAAAUAUUUGGUACAAGCAGUGCUUCAACAACUUCUGGAUUGGGAGUAACUCAUACAACUAUUUCAACAACAACCGGUAAAUGUUUGCCUUCAGAUGGUGUUUGUGCUGAUGAUGAAAACUGCAUCAGAAAAGAAUUAUUUUGUGAUGGAAUACCAGACUGCCCAGAUAAUUCAGAUGAAAACCAAUGUGCUACACCCUGUGAUGGAAAAUUCAUUCUAGAUGGCUUGUCCGGAUCUUUCCAUUCUAUUCAUUAUCCAGAACCCUAUAACUCAAAUCUUGUUUGUCGAUGGAUAAUAAAUAUAGAGAAGCACCUAUCUAUCAAAAUUAACUUCACUGCUUUUGAGACAGAAGAGUUUAAGGAUGUUCUAAGUAUUUAUGAAGGUAUAGGUACAACAAAGAUAUUAAGAGCUUACAUCUCAGGUUCUAAUCCUGGUACAGUUUAUAUUUUUUCUGAUAAAGCCACUGUAGAAUUUAUCACAAAUUUACAUGGAAACCUUAAUGGUUUUAAUGCAACCUACACUGCAUUUAAUACAAGUGAACUAACUAACAAUGAAAAAAUCAACUGUACAUUUGAAGAUGGAUUUUGUUACUGGAUUCAACAUAUACAGGAUUACAAUGAAUGGGAGAGAGUUAGUGGCCCUAUCUUUCCUCCUGCAUCUGGUCCAGAUUUUGACCAUACUUUUGGCAAUUUAUCAGGCUACUAUAUUUUAACACAAACUAUCCGUUUAAGCGAAGUAUUGAGACCUCAAAUAUUUAGCUUACCCUUAGACCCUAUUUCAGAUGCAUACUGCCUAAGUUUCUGGUAUCACAUGUAUGGUAUUAAUGUGUACCGUCUAAAUAUUAAAAUUAUAUAUGAUGAUAACAGUCAAAAGAUCAUCUUCCACAAAGAAGGAAAUUAUGGAAAUAAUUGGAAUUAUGGACAAAUAACAUUAAAUGAAACAUCUAAAUUUAAAGUUGCUUUUGAAGCCUUUAAAAGACCAGGUUGGAGUGAUAUUGCCAUUGAUGAUAUAGGGCUUUUAAAUGGAGUCUGUGCUGAAAGCAUUUAUCCAGAACCCACUAGAGUUCCUACAAUAUCUUCGCUACCAACUGAUUGUGGAGGUCCAUAUGAUUUGUGGGAACCAAACACUACAUUUACUUCAAUGAACUACCCAAACAACUACCCCAAUAGAGCAUCUUGUGUAUGGUAUUUGCAUGCAGAAAAAGGAAAAAAUAUUCAACUUCAUUUUCAGUAUUUUAAUUUAGAAACUAUUCAUGAUGUUCUAGAAGUCAGAGAUGGUAUAGGAGCUGAAUCUUUAUUUUUAGCUUCAUGUGGAUUGAAUUAUUAUCAGUGUGGAAGUGGAGAAUGUAUACCUCAGGGUUACAUAUGUGAUCAAUUCCAGCACUGUAAAGAUGGUUCUGAUGAAGCAGAUUGUGUGCGCUUGAUCAAUGGUUCUGUCAGCUCCAAUGGGUUAGUCCAAUUCAAAAUUGAGACGCAAUGGUUUACAGCUUGUGCUAAUCAGUGGACAGAAGAAUUAUCAACCAGUAUCUGCAAUCUGUUAAAACUAGGAAGUGGGAACGAGUCAUCUCCUGUCUUGUUUACUGGGGCAGGUCCAUUUGUAGAAAUUAAAAAAACAACUAACAGCAACUUGACACUAACACCAAGGGUAAAGUGUUCGAAUAAUUCGGUGAUUCAUUUGCAAUGCACUGGUAAAUCUUGUGGAAAAAGGAUGAUUACCCAGAAAUCUCAACCAAGAAUUGUUGGUGGUUCUGAUGCUCAAAUAGGUGCUUGGCCUUGGAUAGUCUCACUGUAUUUUGAUUACAAUCCCACCUGUGGAGCUUCUCUUAUCAACAAUGAAUGGCUGCUCUCAGCUGCACAUUGUGUCUAUGGGAGGAAUUUAAAACCAUCUCGUUGGAAAGCAUUUCUUGGCCUGCACACAAUUUUCAAUCUAUCAUAUCCUCAAACUGUGAGCCGAGAGAUUGAUCAGAUUAUUAUCAAUCCUCACUAUAAUAAGCGAACAAAAGACAGUGACAUUGCUUUGAUGCAUCUCCAAUUUAGAGUGAAUUACACAGAUUAUAUUCAGCCCAUUUGCUUCCCAGAAAAAAAUAAACAAUUUUUGCCAGGCACUAAAUGCUCUGUUGCUGGCUGGGGAAGAACGACACUGGAAGAUUCAGUCUCAAGUAUAUUGCAAGAAGCAGAAGUCCCUCUUAUAACACAUCAGAAAUGCAAGGAACUGAUGCCAGAGUACAAUAUUACUGAAAACAUGAUAUGUGCUGGGUAUGAUGAAGGUGGAGUUGAUGCUUGUAAGGGAGAUUCUGGUGGGCCUCUGAUGUGUCAAGAGAAUAAAAAGUGGUUUCUGUUUGGUGUAACAUCCUUUGGCUACAAGUGUGCACUUCCAAAUCGCCCUGGAAUUUAUGUAAAUGUUUUCAAAUUUGUAGACUGGAUAAAACGUACCAUUAAUUAUUAAUUAUUUUUUAAAAAAGUAGAAAGAAUAUAAGAUUGAAAAAUAAUGUGAUUAUAGCAUCUAUACAAUAAAAUGUGGCAUAAUCAGGCAAAAAUUAAUAAUUCAAAUUAUGUCCAAGUUUGUGUUAGAAGUGAUGUGAACAAGUACUUGAAGUGUCACUGCCAUUUACCCAGAAAUUGCAAUAAUUUUAUUCCAGCUAUUCUCUUAAUGCUUGAAUAAGUAAAGAGAAGGGUAGCUCAGAUAACAUACUGAUUUGUUAAAAGUAUAACCCUCAGUAAAACUGUGCCUUUACACUUACUGAGAAGAGCAGUUGACACCACCAUGAAUUAAACUCUUAUACAGAGUCUACUGCAGAUAGGCUGUGAAUACAGUUAAAUAAUAAUAAUAAAUAUUUUUUCUUUUGUAAGAGAUUUUUAAAUGACUGCUUUUUUCAAACAGUAAUGAUAUUUGUCAUUACUAAGGCUCCAAUCAGAAAACCUCAGUGAUAUACCUCCCUAAUCAUUUCCUAUUAACUCAGUUUAUUAAGAAAGUAGACAAUGCAAAGUGUAUGUAUAGUUUAUGUAUAGUUUAUGCAAAAAUUCAGGAUACAGUACUGAUUAGCAUGAAACUCUCAUGUCUAGUCAAAUGAACUAGAAAAUACUAUGGAUCUAACCAUUCAAAUCAACCAUUCUAUUCUCAAUGUAAUUAAUUUUAUAUGUUUUUCCUGCAGUGCAUGAUAGACUAAUCAAAUAAUACUAAUACUGCAUUUACUAUAAGAUAGAAAUCUUUGAAAUCUUUGAAAAAUAACUCAUACCUAUAAACACCAGCUUUCUAUUGAAAUCAAUGGGAAAUGAUUUUAUAUUAUUUCUGUGCAAUCAUAUAUGCAUGUUUCAUUUGUUUUAAAUCAUACUGUCAGAACGUGUUUAAGACAUUCCUGUAUUUUAAAUGAAAUAACAAUCUAAAUUUAGAUAAGAAAUAUUACAAAUUCAGAAGAGACAAACUUAUAACUGUAAUGAGAAAAAUGUCAGCUUGUAAAUAAAUCAAUAGUCUCUAAUACAAUAGUAAUAAAAUUAUUAUUUGAUUAGGCCAAAACCAUUCUGCAUGCAGAUUAGGAUUUAGCAAUUCAUAAUUCUCAGAGUACGUUUGUUAAUACUAACAAAUAAUCAACUUUUCUCUUGAAAACUGCAGGAAACAAAGCAUCUAUCACAUAUCAGGUCUCAUGAUCCUGAAUUUAUAUAUUUAGAAAUACCAUUGUUUUCAACAGAAGCACUUUCUCAUACGUACAUAUACAAAUCAAAGAAUUUUCAAACGGAGAUUUGAGAAUGAAUCCAAUAUGUAUAUUUUAGUCUCAGUUCCAUUGCAGCUAAUGUACAAGUACUUGUAGUUGUACAAGUACAAAUACUUCUGCAGUUAAUACAUGUUUCCAUGUUGGCCAAGAGACAGAAAAAUCCCACAUUAUGUUCUUGUUUUUAGGAAAUGACCAGCACAAUAGCAUCAAACUCAACUCUAUGUCUCUAUGUCAUUUUCUUUGCAGCAAUGUGGAAACAAUAUUGCUAUUGGCUUUUAUUUUUUGAGGGAAGAAGGGAGGCAAGGGAAUACCUAUUUACAUCCAAGUCUAUCCUACAGCCAUGAUAUUUCCUGGAUAUCUUUGAUAUAACCCAAUCAUUACGAUAAGGAAUAUAUUUCAAUAGCCCUAGAUGCAUAAGGGAGACAUAUUAGAUCAAAUUGAGAAAAUCUCUGUAUGACGGAAACUUGAAAAUGGCAUCUUUAGCAAAUCUGAAUGUGUACAGUUUCUUAAUAUAGAAUUGUGUGCAGUUAUUUACCAACACACAAUGUAUGUAUGUAGGUACGCAUGCACGAACACACGCACACACAUCUCUCUUUGGAUAUAGUCUCUAGCAACCUUUUCAUACUUAUCACUGUUAUACAAACAGUAAGAAUCUAUUCUACAGAUCUGUGCAGCUCUGAAACAGUUUCACAAAUAUUUUUCUUGGUCUUCAAAGCUAGACUUUUGCAAAUAGGAAUAAAAUUUCCAAAAGAAUAAAAAUACUCUUAGCUGUCUGCAGGAAAUAUUUGAAAAUUGUUAUUUGUGUCAAAAGAAAUAUUACAAGAAAGAUUUUUUAGCUUUUGAUUACUUUCAUAUUCUUAUCUUGAAUCUAUUUUUUAAAAAACUACACAAUUCUUUAUAUAUUCAAGUAUGCAUAAAGUGAUGCUAUAUAGAAGUGGUGUCAACUUCUGUAACUUAGAGGCAGGAACGUGAAAGAGAGGGAG